Molecule: messenger RNA, 4985 nt
Organism: Mauremys mutica (yellowpond turtle)
Lineage: Eukaryota; Metazoa; Chordata; Testudines; Geoemydidae
Gene: DNAJC27
Product: DnaJ heat shock protein family (Hsp40) member C27
Exons: 7
Coding region: 216-1037 (273 amino acids)
Molecular function (GO): GTP binding; GTPase activity
Source: RefSeq, a predicted model, not a curated record
CGCUCUCGCGAAAGUGCGAGAGGACUAGGCGGAAGUCUCGCGCGAUCUCCCUCUGCCCGCGAGAAGCGUGGGGGAAAUCCCGGCUCGGCCUCAGCAGCAUGGGAAGCGGUGGGUUUGAGGCGGUUGUUUCCCCUCCACUCAGGUGCAAAGCGGCAGCUUCCUGAGGCACUCCCGCCCCCCGCGUGUGUUUAUGGGCAGAUUCGUCUCUCCCGGGGAUGGAGGCGAAUCUGCCGAAGCGAAAAGAAACGCGCAAGUCGCUGAGGAUCAAAGUCAUCUCCAUGGGCAACGCCGAGGUGGGCAAGAGCUGUAUCAUAAAGCGGUACUGUGAAAAGAGGUUUGUUCCCAAAUACCUAGCGACGAUAGGAAUCGACUAUGGCGUCACCAAAGUGCAAAUUAGAGAUCGCGAGAUUAAAGUGAACAUCUUUGACAUGGCUGGGCACCCCUUCUUCUAUGAGGUUCGCAACGAGUUUUACAAGGACACUCAGGGGGUGGUCCUAGUGUAUGAUGUUGGCCAGAAGGAGUCAUUUGAUGCACUGGAUGGAUGGAUGGCUGAGAUGAAGCAGGAGCUUGGACCUCAUGGAAACAUGGAAAACAUUGUCUUCGUUGUCUGUGCCAACAAGAUUGACUGCACCAAGCACCGCUGCGUGGAUGAGAGCGAAGGGCGACUGUGGGCAGAAAGCCGGGGGUUUCUUUACUUUGAGACCUCAGCACAGACAGGAGAAGGAAUCAAUGAGAUGUUCCAGACCUUCUAUUCCGCAAUUGUUGAUCUGUGCGACAAUGGUGGGAAACGCCCCACAUCGAGCAUGAGCGUUGGGUUCACCAAAGAGCAGGCGGACACCAUUCGGAGGAUCCGCAACAGCAAGGACAGUUGGGACAUGUUGGGAGUCAAACCUGGAGCCACAAGGGACGAGGUGAACAAAGCCUAUCGGAAGCUGGCAGUGCUGCUCCAUCCGGACAAGUGCGUGGCUCCCGGCAGUGAGGACGCCUUCAAAGCUGUCGUCAAUGCGCGGACGGCGCUUCUCAAAAACAUCAAGUAGAGGCCGGAGCCGGAAAGCCCACCCUGGUGGACCCCAUGCCCACAGUUCCUGGAGAGCCAGUUGACCAGGGCAGCCCUCUCCUCCCCAGCACCUGGUACUGUCUUAGUGAUGGAGACUAGGGGCCUCCUCCUGUUUCCACUAACUGCCGUUGGCCCUCGGUAGCUGCGUUUCACCAUGUGCCAGUUUCUUGCUACGUUGAGAGCUGAGCAGAGGAGCAGUGUCCCGUGCACCCAGCCUUGAGCAAGUUCCUAACGGAGUCUGAGGCCCAGUGUCAGGGUUGGCGGAAGCAGGUGCAACGCCCCUGAAGCCAGUGGUGUUGCACUAGUUCUCACCAACAAUGGAUUUGGCCCCCAUCUUGUUUCAGGUGAAUUCUUGAAUGCAGUUUCCCCGGCUAGGCACUACUGGCCUUUGAGGCUUCUCCUGAGAUGAGUGGGAGGGGCUGGCUUUGAGCGCAUCGUUGUGGCUGUUUAUCCCAAUGCUAAAAACAGCAAGAGCAAUCUGGUCUACCCCAGCACAAACAAGUCCCGUGUGCUGUGGCCUGAAUCGUCAUCUUACAGCAGCGGCUCUGUGUUUGCUCUAGAUUCAGAGGCAGGACGCCGGCAGAGGCAGCUACAAAUACUUCUGAGGUUCAAGGAAACUCAGGUUAUGGCCCCUGAUUCCUUGAAACUAGUAGAGAAUGUCAGUGACCUCUGUGUUAGACACAUGGGAUCAGGGGCUGACUUCUUGGUCACAACAGGACAUAAGCCUGCCCAUUUCCUAGCCUCUUAAGUAAGGGCCCGAUAUGGAACUUGGAUGGGCAGUGAAUUGUCCCUGGUGGGAGAGAACCCUUCUCCGGCCAGACUGGGAAGCACUAUCGCUGGGGAGGGCAGGGCAGAGGAAUGCAGCUUCUCGAAUGUGGCUUGAGUGCAGAGGCCUUUGCUCUUUGUGCCUAUGCCAAAAGCCCAGCGAAUUCACUAAAGAGAGCACAGCGGGGAUGAAAUCAGGGACGUGAGUGUUUGUUUAAAACCAAACGCCACGCGCCUGUGGGUUGACUGUCUGCAGGGAGAGGCUGAGCGCAAUGCACCAGGGAAUCCUAUGCCCUAAGAUUUGACUUAAAACAAUAUUCACCCCUGGCGCACCUGAGCUUGCUCCAGAUUCCUGUUUCAGCAGAGUGGGCCUGAAAUGCUGAGCACCCUAAGCUCCGGUUGACUUCACAGGGAGCAGAGUGCUCAGCUUCCCUCAGGAUCAAGCCCUCUCCUGUUUGGCACGUCUAGGAAAUGGCCCUUGAGACUAAGUUAUUUCAUAGGGACGAGCCAAUUCUAUGUUUCCUCGUGUGCUAAGCAGUAACACCUGUCCUGAGUCUGCAGAAGUCAAAGGCAGUCUGACUUUCACAGCAAAAAGCUUAGUUAUUUCUCUGUGUCUGAGCCAGGCUGCAGAAACUUCACUCCUGGAAAUACUAAAUCCAACAGGAGAGAUGUGCCUGAGGAAAGAUUAAGGAUUAAAUGGUGCUUAAACCUGCCUGGGGAGGAAAGGAUGCAAGGAACUCUGUCAUCCUCAUCCCUCUGCGCCAGCAUUGCUGCUCAAAAAGCAGGAACGAUCUCUGUCCUUCUCCACUCUCAGAUUGCAAGUUGCAGGGGGCUCGGGCACCAGCCCUGCAUGGGUAGGGCUGCAGAUCCGGAAUCUGCUGCGGGCAGGCUGUGUUAUUGGGAAGGGCACACUGCGCCCUUACAGGGUGUCGCUGCUGCCGCCCGUGUACAGCCACUCCCACCGCUCCCCGAAGGCAGGCUCAAGGCCACAGGCCAGCCCAGAAGAAACACUGCAGGAUUUGCCCCAUUCACUACGAUCCUAGAGCCUGGGAGGCUUCCAGCUCUGUUGUCACUAAGCAGAGGCCAGAUGUUCUUCCUGUGGUCACACCUGGAUAAUGAUGGCUUGAAUGUCCCUACGAAUAUGACAAUCUCCCACCACAGGCUUUCUCUGGCUCGCUGAAAUAACCUUAGCAGAGUGGGACACACAGGCUCUGCAGCUGCUUAAACCUCCCAUCUGUGUCUCUGGCCCUCCACAGACUUGGCAUGGUGCUGAUUAAGAUACCAGUGGGUACAAGCCCGUCCUGAUGGGGUUGUUCAAUGAACAGCGUGCCCCCACAGCCCUUGCACGAAUGAUGAGGAAACUGACACAGUGAGGAAUUCUUUCAGGAAAAUACAGGCCCAGGUUUUGUUGUGCACCUCUGGAAACAGAGCCCCUUCUUUUGGCACCCAAGCCUUGCACACUUUGUUCAUUCCCUUUAAAAUUCCUCCACUACAAAUCUGCAUGCAAGGAAUGCAGCUUCCUAGGGGUUCCAGAGCAAAUGGGGUUAGGACAUUUGUGAGACUGGAGGUGCGUGCUUGUGUCUGUGACGGUGCUGGAAAUAGCAAUCAUCUGUGGUCAGGCUUCUCCUAGGGGAGAGAAACCAUUGCACUCAUUUUAUGAUGGUGUGAAGGGAAUGCUUUAGCUCCCACGAAAUGUCCAGGGUGAGACUUCCAAGCCAAAAAUGAGAGCACCACCCGUUGUACAUUGAUCCACCUGUGCACUUUAAACUUUGACACUGUAUCAUAUGUUGUGUGGAGAGUAGGCUUUGCUUGUGGGUAUAUUUUCUCUCACUUCAAAUAAGUCUCUCCCCCUGCUUAACCUGUUAGAUUAGAAGGUCAGUCUUCUGACCAUUGUGAAUGUCGUGCAAGAUAAAAUUGCCAUAAACCCGGGUGCAGCUUCUUUGUAUUUUCACAUGCUGUUUUCUUUGUCUUGCAUAUUGUGUUGCAUUCUGGGCAUCUCAUUUAGUGAGAGUUCUCCUGACGUCAUGACCUAAUUCUUACAAGGCUGCUGUCAGUAGUUUAGGCUCAGAAUUUGGCCAUUGCGCUCUUCCUGAGAAACUAUAGCCAUGGUUUUUGCUGGAACCACACACAAAGCUGUGAGCUCCCCCUAUGGGUCUGCAGCAGCUAAUCAGCUUUCUCCCUUGCAUUUCCAUGGGUGCCAUCUAGAAAAGGACAAUCAGUAGGGGACAGAGGCUUGAAGCUAUGAAAGUAUUGAACAGUGGGAAAUAAAAGCAAAUUAAAGACAAAGUCCACACACGCAUCCCCACAAUAGUUUUCCAUUCUUAAAAUCCAUUAUUUCAUGCAGUUGGUGCAAUUCAAGACAUCCCUUCCCUCUCACUUUCAAGGCAACCUUUCUCUCUCUCCCCUCAGUGCUGUCAAAGGCAAUUUAAAGGUUGAUUUGUUUGUUUUGUUUGUUUGGCUGUGAAUUUCAUAAGACUACAUUAUUUUGAUCUACACCAGGUUUCUGAUGCCAGAUUGCAGGGAGAUUGGGCGGGGGCGGGGGGGUGGGGGGAGAGAGAUCUGCUGAGAAGCAGCUGUUAUACCUCAGACAUAUAAAUAAUCAUUUGCGACAUUGCUCCAUAAGGUUAACGUUUAUUUUUAAAUUUGCAACAUUUCUUCUCUCUGAAAGCAAAUUCAAAUGUUACGGGCCAGAUCCUGUGCUGGUGUUAAAUCAACACUGGAGUAUGUGGAGCUAGGUCAGUCUAUAUUCUUAAGCUCUUUGGACGCCUCCUCAUCUCCCAUGCUAAGGAAACCACGUGAUUCUGGCUUCAAACCUAGUUCUCUGUGUAUUUUCCAGGAAGGAAGGAUAAAUAAUUCUGCUGCUGGGUGGUGCAAUUCUAAGCCAUAAAGGCCAACUUCUAGGAAGAGUCUUGUUAAUGGCUGAUUGUUGUUCAGAAAUACUUCCUAUGUUCAGGGAUGCACUUACCCCUUCUGGUGUGUUGGAUAUAUAAACUGUGAAUGCACUGUGUUUUACUCUUAUAAAAAUACCUUUUAUUCUACUGGUUGAAUUUAUGUCUGCUUUUGUUGUUUACUGGAAACACUGAAAUGACCCUACGCAUGCAUGUCUUGUCUAGAAACUUGAUGUACUUUUAAGCUGUGUAUUUUUAUAAAGCAAAACUGAAUU